GGUGGGCAGGAGAGGAAUACUCCCCCGGUUUGCUAGAAAUAGAUUUGGUCAAAUUGAUAAAGUUGAGCAAAGUUCGGAGCGCUUUUUUGUUGUUGUUGGAAGUUUAGUGUCGGGAUCAACCACAACAACAGCGGAAGGAGAGAAGAGACUUUAGAGUUUUUUCUUUUACAUUCUGUCUCCUAAAAAGAAAAAAAAGGAACCGAAACGAUUUACUGUGUUGGAUAAUCACAGGAGAAACUUUUUCCCACCGCACACAACUAACUCUGGGCUGCUGAGAUGCGGUGAUGGAGUCCGGGGACGUUUCCAAGAUGACUGCUGUUCUCCUGAAGCCCAUUCUCACAGGAGGAACCAUGAGAGGAUCUACCUUUCUGAUCCUCACCGUCUUUCUCUCCGCUGUGGGCCAGGUGACCGGCGGCAGUCUGACAGAUCUGGAGUUUCAGCGGAGCCCCAACACCAUCAUCUCUUCGCUGGGCAAACCUGUCACAAUGCACUGCACCCUGAAGGACGGGGGCGAGGAGGAGGACCCCCCCGACGUGCUCUGGCUGAGAGACGGUGUGCCGCUCCUGUACGCCGACACCAACCAGUUCCAAGUCCACACCGGCGGCAACAGCUGGUCGAUCAUGAGCACGCUCAGGAUUGAGAAGGUCCAGCUUCCUGACAUGGGCGCCUAUCGAUGUGCUGUUCUGUCAGAAAGCCACAAGACCAUGUCUGAGGAGGGGAGCAUUCAGCUGGAGGGCCUUCCUCAUUUCUCCGUGGAGCCUCAGCACAUGUCUAUAGUGGCCAACCUAUCCCUGAGCCUGAGCUGUGUGGCCCACGGGCCUCCAGAGCCGGUGAGAGUCAUCUGGCUGCAGGACGGAGCUCCUCUCAACUCCCUGACGGACCCGGUGGCUCUGUCGCCCUCCACGCUCAACCUCACAGGUUUGAACCGGACCAGCACUUUUUCCUGUGAGGCCCACAACCGCAAAGGAGUGGCCACCUCUGGAUCUGGUACCAUCACUGUCCUCCCGUCCCAGCCUCAGAACCUGAGAGCCGUGGAGAUCACUCCGACCAGUCUCCGUUUAGCGUGGCAGCCCGCUUUUGGAGGCGACUACCCGAUAAUCCGCUGCUCUGUCCAGGCCAAACAUUCGGGAGAGUCCUCCGCAGCAGGCCUAGAUAAGAUGAUCCACAACCAGAAUGUGAACGUCCCACCGGCCACACACCUCAUCGGGGAGCUGGAGCCCCACAGCCUCUACGCCGUCAGGGUGGCCUGCCACAGCAGCCAGGGCCCGUCUGACUGGUCGCCCUGGGUGGAGCUACACACCAAAGAAGGAGUGCCAGAAAACCCACCUGUGAACGUGAGUGCUGCGCUUAACGGGACGGAUGUGCUGGUGACGUGGGAGGAGCCUCCGGGGAAGCUGAACGGAGAGCUCCAGGGCUACCUGGUGGAGUACAGCACGCCCGCCGCGCAGCAGUUUAUCAAGGACAUCGGACUGUACACGGAGCUGUCAAUCAACCUGUCCCUCCCCCUGUCCAAUGUGACUUUUAGAGUGUGCGCCUAUACAGGGGCGGGGCAAGGGCCCUGGACCCCCACACAGACCCUGACUCUAAUUGUUCCGGAAAUGGAGGAAUUUAGAGGUGAGUCCGUCCUCGCCCCGGCCUUUUCCUGGCACUGGUGGUAUGUGGUGAUGGCCAUCGCCGGCGCCGUGGCCAUAGCUGUGCUCAUGGCUGUUUACGUUGCCAAGCUACGGCGCAAGGAGACGCGUUUUGGGGAGGCAUUUGAACCCAUGAUGGAGAGCGGGGAGCUGGUGGUCAGGUACCGCGCUCGACGCACCUACAGCCGCAGGACCACAGAAGCAACACUGAACAGCCUGGGCAUCAGCGACGAGCUGAAGCAGAAGCUCCAAGACGUGAUGGUGGACAGACAUAAACUAACCCUGGGAAAGACGCUGGGAGAAGGGGAGUUUGGCUCUGUGAUGGAGGGGCUGCUGACUCAGGAGGAGGCUGCCCUCAAAGUUGCUGUGAAGACUAUGAAGAUUGCCAUCUGUACCCGCUCAGAGAUGGAAGACUUCCUCCGCGAGGCUGCCUGCAUGAAAGAGUUCGAUCAUCCCAAUGUCAUGAGGCUUCUAGGUGUGUGUCUGCAGACUGUGGAGAGUGAAGGUUACCCCUCCCCUGUGGUCAUCCUGCCCUAUAUGAAACACGGAGACCUGCACAGCUAUCUGCUCUACUCAAGGCUGGGAGACUGUCCCGUGUACCUCCCGUCUCAAAUGCUGGUAAAGUUCAUGACCGAUAUUGCCCGAGGGAUGGAGUACCUCAGCUCCAAGAACUUCAUCCACAGAGACCUUGCCGCUCGCAACUGCAUGCUGAACGAGAACAUGAACGUCUGCGUGGCCGACUUUGGCCUCUCCAAGAAGAUCUACAACGGAGACUACUACAGGCAGGGCCGGAUCUCAAAGAUGCCCGUCAAAUGGAUCGCCAUUGAAAGCUUGGCCGAUCGCGUCUACACCACCAAGAGCGACGUGUGGUCAUUUGGAGUCACCAUGUGGGAGAUCGCCACACGGGGCCAGACUCCGUACCCCGGAGUGGAAAACAGCGAGAUUUAUGAUUACUUGAGACAAGGCAACCGUCUCAAACAGCCUCCUGAUUGUCUGGACAACAUCUACUCCCUGAUGUUCUCCUGCUGGCUGCUGAGCCCAAAGGACCGUCCCUCAUUCGAGAACAUGCACUGCGAGCUUGAAAAGGCCCUUGACGAUCUGCCGGACACCCAGGACCCUGACGAGAUCCUGUACGUCAACAUGGACGAGUCCUCCAUGGAGCUAGGGGCCGUCGGGGGCCGUGACCCCAUCGGAGGGCCGUCCCCUCUCUGCCUGAAGGGCCUGGACUCCGUGACCACCGCGGAGGUCCACCAGCCCAACCGCUACGUCCUCUGUCCCCAGCACGAGACCAACAGAGCCCUCUCAGACUCCCUGGAGAGCCUGGACAUGCCGGUGUCGUCCUCCACAGCCACGCUGCCUCUACAACCAUCCUGCCGCUCCUCUCCCAACCCCACCCCAGCCCCCACCCCGACUGUGGAGCUGCUGGAGGACAGGGAAGCGUCAAGGAAAGUGCCCUGGUAGUGACGGCUCCACUCUUUAAACAUGACUCUCACUGCCAAAGUGUGCAGUCUUUUAACCCCAGUCCAAGAAUCGAGAUCCAGCCUCUUGCUACUGACUGUAAGAAACCCUAAGGAGCCCCGACAGACAGAUUUUUGCACAAAUGCACACACAGCCAAUGGCAUUCCAAGGAAGUGAAGGAUCGGGAUUAUUUCCUCUCUCUUCUGAAACGAGCACAUUUCCAAGUGGGUGUGAAAGUAAGUUACAGUGGGUGAUCAAGUUUAGAAAACACGUUGUUGCCCACGAACACUGCAGCACAAUCAGAGAAAUGCAUUCCCAGUCGCCAUAGCAAUAAAAGACGGAUCUGCACAACUACCUGAAUACAGCAGAUCGAUCUCCUCCAUGUGAUUAAGCUACAAAGUCUCUGUGAAACCAGCUCCAACACUGCCAGGCUGAAUCCACAACCAAACACACUCAGAGGCCUGAAUGCUAACGCAGAGGACUCACACCAGCCGAGGAAAGUCUUCCUCUGAGGGAGAACCCUCACCUGUCGGAAACCCUGUAUCUGUAUAACUCAAAAGCAAAAAUGACUGGAGGACUGGCAGUAAAGACAGGAAGAAACAUCAGAGUCCCUUUUCAGUGAAGGCGUCUCAAAGGUUAUAUAUAUUUUUAUGAAGGACAGUAAGAAGAGUUUAGCGACAGAAAUCCCUCAACUGAAGUUCACCAAACCUGAAGUUAGAAGACUUUUUCCCCAUAGCAGCAACACAAUAUGAAUUAAAUUGAUAUCUUUUUUUAAAAUAAGUAAUUAAGAAUCCAAAAUUUACAAAGAUAAUACCGUUCCACUGCAGGCUUUAGAGACAUUUCGUUUGAAGCAGUUUUAAAUGAGUAGUCUACCAUCCACAGUAGUUUGUAUGAUAGCCGCAUGUAGCACACUAGGUCCUACUGCUAGUAGUGCGUUAAGCACAAUGAGCCGUUUAAAGUUCUCACAAGGCUCUCGUCACGAGCAGGAGAGACGCCUGUGAAAGUCCGGAUUCAACCAGUCUAUACAUGUUUUGUCUCAGGAACUCAGGAACCUGAGACUUUGCUCAACGGGGACAGAGGUACUGGUCAAAAGAAGAACUACGGUACUGUUCAAACAAAUAAGAGACAGAGGUACUGGUGAAACAAAGAGAGACAGAGGUACUGGUCAAAUAAAGAGGGUACAACAAUCAGAGGCAGGUGGAUGGACUGAUGGAUAGUACGGACAUGACGGAGUAACCCAAGGCAAACGGCAGGAUAAGCUCCUCCCCUUUGCUUUUGGCAGAAAGCACAGUGUUAUUACACAUUUUGUAAUUUUUUUUAUGCUGAUUUUUGUAUUUCUACAACUUUGCACUAAUGUCUUUUAUAUCAUUGUAUGUUUGUUUAUAAUUUGUAUAUCCUUCAUGCUUUUUUCAUUGUAUGUUAUAAAUACUUUCCUUGUUCAGUCGUCCUGCAGACGCCUCUCAUGAAAUCAGUUCACAGAUAACAACUUGCAUAUUCAUAAAGGAAAGAAGUGAAAGCAUUGCGGGGCGUCCAGUUCACCGUAAGCGAGCCUGGAGGCUGGGGAACGUGAGGAACCUCACCACCUGACAUCAUCCUGGCUUUCUCUUUUAUUCCGGGCUGUUUUCCUUUGUCGAGGUUUAUCACUGUAAAUAAAAGUCUGGCACCAGCAGAGUCGAGGAGGAGUGAGAAAGCAGCACCGAGCGUGUCCUGCUUUAAGUUUCACUAGCUGCCACUUUGCAUCAUGCAUGCACUUAUUUUUAUAUAUAUAUGUACAUAUAUAUCUUUGCUUUAGUUCAUCAUUUUGUCAUUGAAAUGGACCAUAUUCCAACACACAAUUUUGGGAGAUCAUUUACUCCAAAUGAGUGCUGUGUUUCUCAGAUGUAUGCAUCAAAAGGUACAUAUAUAUAUAUAUAUAUAUAUAUAUAUAUAUAUAUAUAUAUAUAUAUAUAUAUAUAUAUAUAUAC
Messenger RNA from Anoplopoma fimbria (sablefish), 5053 nucleotides. RefSeq names its product tyrosine-protein kinase receptor UFO-like. Gene Ontology annotation, cellular component: signaling receptor complex. Gene Ontology annotation, biological process: protein phosphorylation; phagocytosis; cell migration. The record is from RefSeq and is a predicted model, not a curated record. Gene Ontology annotation, molecular function: protein binding; transmembrane receptor protein tyrosine kinase activity; ATP binding. NCBI's taxonomy places the organism in Eukaryota, Metazoa, Chordata, Actinopteri, Perciformes, Anoplopomatidae.